Trichoderma asperellum CBS 433.97 is the source of this 1396-nucleotide messenger RNA. RefSeq lists its product as uncharacterized. Gene Ontology annotation, biological process: cellular response to carbon dioxide; cellular response to oxidative stress; carbon utilization. Gene Ontology annotation, molecular function: carbonate dehydratase activity; zinc ion binding. The record is from RefSeq and is a predicted model, not a curated record. Gene Ontology annotation, cellular component: cytoplasm. Lineage: Eukaryota; Fungi; Ascomycota; Sordariomycetes; Hypocreales; Hypocreaceae.
UUCAUCUUCAGAUAUAGCUCCGUCAUUUCUGACAGAAUUGCCGGGUCUCGUUGUGCGCCCUCAACGUUCUGGCCUCAGCUUCAAUUUCCGCGGACGCAGCAGGAAAACACCUCAUCCCCUGAGCUAGCAGUGUUGCCAGGAGCUCGCAUAGCAGCAGCAAUAGCUUGCACUUCCGUAUCUGGACUCACGCGAACACGGCAUUCACUCCCGCGGGAUAAUCAUCCGACCCCCUGCCCUCUCUCAUCUCUCGUCUCGCCACCUUUCCAGCAGACGCGAUGCUGCCGAGUCGAAUUGGAGGCCAGCCCCUGCGCAUGGCCGCGUCUCGACCCCGGGUUGGUCACCGGCCGUCCUCCCUGACCUUCUCUCCGGCUCGUCGCCCAAAUACUGGAGGGAGCCGCUCAGUUUCUUCCUCCUCCUCCUCAUCCGCCAAUCCUUCUGGCACAGCUAAAGUCAAGAUUCCUCCUCGUUUGCCCGGCAUGGCUGAAGACGACCACGAUGUCGAGAAAUACCUGCGCGAAAACCACCAGCGCCUCUUUGAGAACAACAAGAAAUGGGCCGCUGACCGGCUGCAGCAAGACCCAGAGUUCUUUACUCGUCUGGCUGCUGGCCAGUCGCCCGAGUAUCUCUGGGUCGGAUGCAGUGACUCCCGCAUUCCAGCUGAGCAAAUCACUGGCCUUGAGGCUGGCGAGGCCUUUGUCCACCGAAACAUCGCCAACAUGGUCAUCAGCACCGAUCUCAACGUCAUGAGCGUCAUCAACUAUGCUGUGAACCACCUCAAGGUCAAGCACAUUGUUGUCUGCGGCCACUACGGCUGCGGUGGUGUCAAGGCUGCCAUGACACCCAAAGACAUGGGCCUGCUCAACCCCUGGCUGCGAAACAUUCGCGACGUCUACAGAAUCUACGAGAAGGAGCUGGACUCCAUCGCCGACGAGCACCAGCGAUACAACCGCCUGGUAGAGCUCAACGUCAUCGAGCAGUGCCGUAACAUCGUCAAGACUGCAGAUGUGCAGCACUCAUUUGAAACGAACCGAUUCCCCAUCAUCCACGGCUGGGUCUUCAACUUUGAAGACGGCUCAAUCAAGGACUUGAAGGUCGACAUGAAGCAGAUGCUGGGUGGCAUUCAGAAGAUUUACAACUUGACCGAUUAAUACAGUUUCAGCCUGUAUUGUCACCUUACCCCUCUUUGUAACCGUCUCUUUACAAUGUUUCGUGCUUUUGAAUAAUAACUCUAGAUAGCUUGGGCAUCCCUAGAGAUGUCGAGGUGGAAUGAUAUUAAUUGUUACUCUGAUUACUCUGACUCACUAUACUGCUCUUGAACAGCAAUGCCGCUACAAUAGAAUGGUGUUGGGCGUAAUUAUGUCUUGAAUAUAGAGUCAUUUGCCCUGUGCACCUGCAC